Messenger RNA from Lactuca virosa, 2842 nucleotides. Lineage: Eukaryota; Viridiplantae; Streptophyta; Magnoliopsida; Asterales; Asteraceae. The record is from the annotation of a GenBank genome assembly.
CUCUGAUAUUUCCUCAUCGUUUGAAUCUCUACGUUUUCUCUCUCAUCAUUGUCACGAGACGUUCAUCACGCGCACACAAAUCGUUGUGCAGUUUGAUUCUCUCUCCGUUACUGGUGGAUUGAAAUCUCAUUUUUAGGAAUAAAUGAGACUCUUCUUGGUUGGAUAUAGAGAUUCAAUUUGUUAUCAGCCGUGAAGUACUCGGAUCCAAGUGGUGGUUAGUUCACUUGUGUCGGCAUCUGGCUUCAAUUUAGGAUUCGGGAGGGUUUAGGUCAUAUGGUGUUAAACUAUGGGGCGUAAAUGAAGAAUUUGUUCUAAUAAACGGUCUUAUAUUCAAACAUGGUGCAAAAAAGGUCUUGUAGGGGAUAAACAGGGAUGUGUUGUUAAUUUGUAUCAUCUAUUGAUGAACAUGGAAGAGGCACGUGAUGAAUUAGGGACCUCAGAGCAAGGGGCUUCUAGUAAUGCAUGGUGGUCUUCAGAGUUAAUUGAUAAAUUUGAAUCUGCUUCAUUGGACUCAAAAAAAGAAACUCUAACUCAUAGAAGAUCUAUGAGCAGCAGUACAUAUGAUAGGUUUCUAUCUCAAUCUCAAUCAGCAUCACAAAUCCUUUGGCGCACUGGAGUGCUUUCUGAACCUAUUCCAAAUGGUUUCUACUCAAUCAUUCAUGAUAAGAGGCUCAAGGAUCUUUUUGAUGAUAUUCCCACCUUGGAGGAGCUCCAUGAUUUAGAACUUGAGGGUGUGAAAGCUGAUAUCAUACUUGUUGAUUCCCAAAAAGACAAGAAGCUUUCCAUGCUAAAGCAACUAAUUUCCACACUAGUGAAAGGUCUGAACUCAAAUCCUGCAGCCAUUAUCAAAAAGAUUGCUGGAUUGGUGUCAGAUUUCUAUAAGAGACCACAGUUUGACAGCCCAAUUAAAGCUACACUUGAGGAUACUUCUAAUGUCCCUGGCAGUCGUGGGGUCCACUUGCUGGGGCAUAUAAAAAAUGGUUCAUGUCGUCCUCGAGCAAUACUCUUUAAAGUUCUUGCUGAUACUGUAGGUUUUGAAAGUAGACUGGUAGUGGGAAUACCUAAUGAAGGAGUUGCUGGAGAAAGUGAUUCUGCAGAAAAUGACUCAUGUGAUUCACCACUAGAACCAAACAGCCCUUUAUAUGGGUUUUCAGAGAGGAUAGACAAUGAGAGUUCUGAGAAAGAUGACAAUCUUCAUUACCAGAGGAGAUUGGAUUUAUCUUUGAAUGUUCCUGGACCUUCAUUGAGGAAUAAAAUGAUGCGUUCUGCAUCCUCCAUUGAUGGGAAAUGGAGUAUAUCCCAUAGUGAACCAGAUAUUGCUGCUUCAUUUUGGCGAAGAAGCCGGAGGAAGGUGAUAAAUGAACCAAGGACUGCAAGUUCAAGUCCAGAGCAUCCUUCCUUGAGAGCACGUGGCCGAUCCAUGCUUGGUGGUGAUAGAAGAUCAUUUAGAGAGUAUCCUGGUGAUGUUGGUCCAUCAAGAUCAGAAGGCACAUCAACGUCUGAACAUCGUAGAAACCGAAGAAGAAGCAUUAGUAUUACUCCAGAAAUUGGCGAUGACAUCGUAAGGGCUGUACGCGCAAUGAAUGAAACAUUAAAACAAAAUCGACUAAUGAGAGAACAGGUGGACACUCGGUUGCAGAAUCCAGAACUUAAGAAAGAUGAGACUGAUGAGAAUGAUGGAAGAUCUUUAUAUAGUCUUGAAAGGGAGAGGGAGCGUGAGGCUUCUCAAAAGGCAAUGUCAUUACCUACAUCACCUCAUGAAUUCAGGCAUCCAGCUUCCGGAAGACCUGGUAUUCCAGAUGGUGAUGAAACAGUCUCAACAUGGAACAAAAUUCUGGAUUCACCCAUGUUCCAAAAUAAGCCUCUUCUGCCUUAUCAAGAAUGGAACAUUGAUUUCUCAGAACUUACUGUUGGCACCAGAGUUGGAAUUGGAUUCUUUGGGGAAGUUUUUCGUGGCAUUUGGAAUGGAACAGAAGUAGCAAUAAAAGUUUUUCUUGAACAGGAUCUUACAGCUGAGAACAUGGAAGAUUUCUGCAAUGAGAUUUCCAUCCUCAGUCGCCUUCGGCAUCCAAAUGUUAUAUUGUUUCUUGGUGCGUGCACAAGGCCUCCACGCUUAUCAAUGGUGACGGAAUAUAUGGAGAUGGGAUCCUUGUAUUACUUGAUCCAUUUAAGCGGUCAGAAGAAGAAACUCAGCUGGCGAAGAAGACUUAAAAUGCUUCGUGAUAUAUGCAGAGGGUUGAUGUGCAUUCACCGAAUGAAAAUAGCUCACCGCGACAUAAAAAGUGCAAAUUGUCUGGUGAACAAGCAUUGGACAGUAAAGAUAUGUGAUUUUGGGCUUUCAAGAAUGAUGACAGAAUCACCCGUCAAAGAUUCCACGUCAGCAGGCACCCCUGAAUGGAUGGCUCCAGAACUAAUCCGAAACGAACCUUUCACUGAAAAAUGUGACAUUUUUAGCCUCGGAGUCAUCAUGUGGGAGUUAUGCACUCUCAAUAGGCCAUGGGAAGGUUUGCCACCUGAGAGGGUUGUGUAUUCUGUUGCCAAUGAAGGCUCACGGUUGGAGAUCCCUGAAGGUCCACUUGGCAAGCUCAUUGCUGAUUGCUGGGCAGAACCAGCCGAGCGACCAAGCUGCGAGGACAUUUUGGUCCGUUUGCUAGACUGCGAAUAUGCCCUCUGUUGAGAGAACCAUCAUAUCAUUUCAUAUCAUAUAUCAAACUUAAACAACAAAGACAUACUACUAGUAGAGAGGUUUUACCAAAUAUUAUCGGCUCCACUACUUUUGACUUCUGUAUAAAUCCAGUUAUUUGGAACAAAACUAUUCCUGCCUUUCCUUUCUCAAUCAUAC